CAGGGCGCUCUCUUGUGUUUUUUGGCUUUUAACUAUGCGGUGUUGCAUCAUAAGAUAUAUUUAUUUGCAACAUCCAUUGCAGCCUAACAAGAAGAAGGAAAUAUCAAUACGAAGGAGGAAGAAAUGUAGCAGUAUCCUCAUAAAGGAGGAAGAGAAUAGUAGUGAUCAAUUUAAUAAGCUAUCUGGUGAUGUGUUAACUUGUAUUUUUCUAAAAUGCGCGGUGAAAUCAUUAUCCAUCUCAAGGUGCAUAUCCAAGUCAUGGAAUGAAUGUAUUAUUAGUCCUAUGUUCCUUUGUUCUCAUCAGAAACAACAGUUGAUGGAAAAUGCCCCUCAACUUCUCUUUGUGAAAACAUUCCGUUAUUUGCGCCGGUCAGGUAAGUUGAAACUACAAUUUGUUUCACUUGACAUGGAAGGAAGAAAUGAGGAUUUGUACACAAUCACUCACUAUCCUGAUAGACAAAUCCAUUGUAGCCGCUGGACUGUAAGCGCUGGUUUGGUUUGCCUUUCAACAGAUUGUCGUAUUUAUUUGUGCAAUCCCGCCAUCCAUCAAUUACGUGAAUUGCCCGAGUGUUCACCUUCUGCUAUCCCUGGAUAUGAACAUUUUGGUUUUGGAUAUCUUCAUUCAAAGAAGGAAUACAAAGUGGUGCGUUUUUUCUAUAUGGGUCCCCCCGGUACUCUUCCUGUUGAUGUUGUCCUUACGCAGCUAAGAUGUGAAGUUUUUACUCUAAAUAGUGGGGGCAUUUUGAAUAGUAGAUGGAAAGAAAUCGCGCAGCAACCUCCAUAUCAUCCGGUUUUUCCCGGGGUGUUAGUUAAUGAAUGGAUUGGAUUUGAUGGAUUUGAAAGGGACGGUCUGCCUACCAGACUAUGCUAACUUUCUCAAGAGUUCAAUUCUAGACUUGUGGAUACUGAAAGAUGAGGUAAGUUGUAGUUGGGCGAAGGAGUAUAGU
Molecule: messenger RNA, 947 nt
Organism: Solanum stenotomum
Lineage: Eukaryota; Viridiplantae; Streptophyta; Magnoliopsida; Solanales; Solanaceae
Product: putative F-box protein At1g46840
Exons: 3
Coding region: 35-871 (278 amino acids)
Molecular function (GO): protein binding
Source: RefSeq, a predicted model, not a curated record